Messenger RNA from Colletotrichum destructivum, 4559 nucleotides. RefSeq lists its product as uncharacterized. Gene Ontology annotation, molecular function: DNA-binding transcription factor activity, RNA polymerase II-specific; RNA polymerase II cis-regulatory region sequence-specific DNA binding; zinc ion binding. Gene Ontology annotation, cellular component: chromatin. Lineage: Eukaryota; Fungi; Ascomycota; Sordariomycetes; Glomerellales; Glomerellaceae. The transcript is spliced from 4 exons. The coding region runs from base 936 to 4040 and encodes 1034 amino acids. Gene Ontology annotation, biological process: DNA-templated transcription; regulation of transcription by RNA polymerase II. The record is from RefSeq and is a predicted model, not a curated record.
AUAAGACUCGAGAACCCCCCACACACUCGUGUCCGUCAUCCAGGCGCUCGCUCGAAUGCUCUUCCAACCCACUUCCCCAGGACUUUGUGCCCUUGACGGCGUCACGACGACAUUUUGUAGUAUUCGUUCGUACUGACACCACGCCCGCUGCCAGGCGUACCUCGACUACCGGCACACACUGCGAGAGGAGACAGCCCCGUCCACAGCCCCCGCAAAGCCCAGUCUUCAACAACAGCAACAACAACCGACAUCAUCUUCCUCGGCGCUCCUCCCGGCUUCGAGACAUUUCCCGUUUAUUUUGUUUGCAUGCUCGUCACCACCACCGUCUGUCCCAAUAUCGUCUGGUUUUGCGCCGUCCGCCCGUCGGUUGUCCUGUUUGUUCUUGCAUCCGUCGAUCGACUUGGCAAGGCGAAUCAUCAAGACCUCUGGGUUGCCUAUCCGUACCUCGCGUACCUCGACUGAGGAAUCUAACUUGUGCGCCCUCAGUCGUCAACCCGACUUCUUCCUCGCGCAUUCCGCCCUACCACCUCGCCACGCCGCUGCCGUCGCCGCCGUUGACUUUACUGGCGAGAGAUACUCCCUCUCCGUCAUGUUUUGAGAAUCCUCUCCAAUUGGCUUUGGAGAGGCCUAAAGCAAGGACAACGAGUGCGGUUCUGCCCACCUAUUUUGCACCUUGCCGACUCCGAAGAACACAAAAAGUGUUCGUCAACGUUGCGCCACUCGGCCCAGGACAGACACCACUUUUUUCAACCAGUGUCUCGUCAAUACUUUGCGCCAGAUCCUCGAGUCCCUUCACUACUCAGACACUUCGCGCGCCGGGUAGGUAGUUCUGCGCGGUUGCUGCAGUUAUCUGUAUCGUUAAGACAGGAUUCGCGCCGCUUGCUAUCUUGGUCCUAUCGACGACUAGUGCUAACGACGCUGCCACUCUCGGAACCAUGACUUCUGUUCUGCCCGCGCAUCCCACGAACUUCAAAGUCUCGAUUUCCCUGUCUCCCACCAGCCCUGCGACAAUGGCUCCAAAACAUGAACCACGAGAGAGUCCGCAGCACUUCAUUAAGCAGGAGCAUGACGCAGGGAGAGGCCAGCUGCGGGAAGUCUCCGAAGACAAGGAUAUCGACAUCAUGGACGACGAUGGAGAUGACGGCAAGGCCGGUUCAUCCAACUCGGACGGUGGCCCUGCAAGGAAAAGACGGAGAAGCCGCAAAGGCCUGGACAAGAAAUUUGAAUGCCCCCAAGAUGGCUGUGGAAAGAGCUACUCUAGAGCCGAGCAUUUGUACCGGCACCAGUUGAACCACACGCCCAAGCAGAUAUAUGAAUGCGACUUUCCUGACUGCAGUCGCACUUUUGUUCGACUGGACUUGUGUAACCGCCAUAGGGACCGCCACACAGCCAAGGGGUCUGCCUUGAGUCGCAAAGACUCAAUGAUAAGCCACCUCUCUCCUACCACCGAUCGGCCCCCCUUUCCGGUUCCGGGAUCGACCUCGCCCGAGAUCAGUAGGCCGGGCAUUGGUUUCGCCAACGUGCGGCAUCCCCAGAUACACUAUGAGACACCCAAAGAUACCUCUGGUAGUCCGUUUGCGCAGGCAACAAACACGCCUCCCGGAUACCCGGUGGGUUCGCACCCCGGUGGCAUGGACGGCUACAUGCAUCACGACAACGGAUUUGGUGGCGUUCAGGCCCAUCGUCAGCCGCAACAGUCGCCGAGCGGGGCGAGACCGACAGUACAAAGCAACGGAGCUUACAUGUCCCCGGUCCCUACCCAACACGGCUACCACAGCCAACCGCACAACACCCCUCAGUCCGCGACUUACACUACUCAGCAGAACUUUCCGCCCUUCAAUCUACCGCCCUCGGAGUUUUCCAACGGUGCUAGUAACGUCUCUCGCGAGGGUCAGACGUAUGCACCGACAACCUCCGCAGAAUACAAUGAGCAGAGUCAUCCCCAGCAAUCGGGAGAGAUGAUGUUGCUAGACCAGAUGUCCAUGCCUGGGACGAUCCCCGUCUUUGGGAGCGACAGCAUACUAAGCAAAUCGCCAUAUGUUACGAUUCCCGAAGACUUUGUCGCCUAUUUAUUUAACACGCAACAAGGUGAAGGCUCGCCGAUAGGCCAUAUGGUGGCUCCCGGGUACGUGAACAACUACGGAGAAGUCCAGAACUCGUACAGUGUUCCUUAUGUAGGCACAGAGGGUGUGCCCAUGGGUUACUUCCCCUCAGGCCCCCAUCAGGUCAUGGCCGUCAACAACCUGCUGGAUCAAAACCUCCCAGAGGCCACCAUAUCCGAGGAGAAAAGCCAGGAGAUCUACGAGUUCAUCAACCAGAGGUUUCACGAGAACGACCAGGCACCGGCAUUGCGGCAGCGCGACAGUAUCUUAGAGGGCGAUCGUAGCGACGGCGACCACAUGCUCAGCAAACGAAUGAUGCAGGCAUACAUCGGAUCCUACUGGGUUCACUUUAGCGACCAGAUACCCAUCCUUCACAAGCCAACCUUCUCCCCCGAUAGAACGCCGAACUUGCUGCUCCUGGCGAUGAUGACGAUAGGCGCAGCCUGCCUUGACAAGACGCACGGGCAGAAGGUCACAAAGGCCGGGGCGCAAUUGUCCAACUUCUUGGCCUGGCAUCUUCGAUGGGAGAUAUUCAUGGACCCGAACUUCCGGCCGCCGGCCAAGCUGUGGCUGUUCCAAACACUUCUCCUUCUCGAGCUAUACGAGAAGAUGUACUCAACGAGGGAGCUGCACGAGAGAGCCCACAUCCACCAUGCCACAACCAUCACUCUCAUGCGUCGCGGAAGAUCACUGAUUGGCAAGUCAUCCCUUGACUCACCGCCCAACCCUCGAGACGACAAGACAAACGGCUCUCGCCACUCGUCGACUUCGGGCAUGGCACACACUCCAGAUGAAUGGUGGAAUCACUGGAUCACCAACGAAUCGACGCGGCGGGCUGCGUUUGCGGCAUUUGUCAUCGAUUCCAUUCACGCUACCAUGUUUGGCCACUCUACGGUGAUGGUCACUCAUGAGAUGAGACUGCCGUUGCCUUGCGAUGAGGCUUUAUGGAAGGCCACUAGUGGUGCCGAGGUCGGCAGGAUCGAGUCCAACCUCCUAUCCAACGGUGUCAAGCCGAUCUCUUUCCUCGAAGGGUUGAAACGGACACUCAGCGGGCAAGGAGUGCAAACCAACCCUUUCGGUCGCAUGGUGCUCAUGGCCGGACUCCUCAGUGUCAGCUGGCACAUGAACCAAAGGGAUCUCCAGGUUAACGUUCUUGGCGGUGGCGUGUCUCAGGCGCUGGGUGGCCGAGACAAGUGGCGCGGGACCCUGACCCGCGCUUUCGACGCUUGGAAGGAUGAUUUCGAUCAAUCGUUGACAGGGCCAAAGGAUUCUUCUGACCCUUACCGGUACGACUCUGCGAAGAAGAACGAUGCCAAUGUGGUCUUCGAAAGUCGGAUGGUGCUGCAUCACCUCGCUCACAUGGCGAUGCAUGUUGACAUUGUCGACUGCCAGAUCUUUGCCAGGGCAAAGAGGCUUCUGGGAAGAGCCAUUGGGCAACAGGACCUUAACAGCGCGCAGAGAAGAAUGAGAGAUUUGUGGGCGCCAUCGGCUAAGGCCCGGGACGCCACGUUCUACGCACUUAAGUUUCUCAGCUCCGUUCUCAUGCCCGACGGUGGGCACUCACCGCAAUCCAACAGCUACAAGUACGACGAGCCGUACACGGCGCGGGACGACGUUCUUCUCAACAGACCUUGGGUGUUGUACUUUGCCGCUCUUGUUGUUUGGUGCUACGGAUUCGCUCUUGAAGGACCAUGCCCCGGAAAUCCCGUACCGGUGACGAAACAGGAGCAGGUGCGACAAAUGCGAGAAUACUUGAUGAAGUACGGCGGCGCGACCUCACCUGACGACCUGAAGAUGAUGAAGGGAGUCAACACGAACACCGCAUUGCUACUAGUUUUAAAAGACUCUUUCGGAACGACACGUUGGGAGCUGUUACACGAGGGUGCUAAUCUUCUCAACAACUGUCUUCAGCUGAACACUGGAACUUCCACGAUGUAAACUGCAACACCAUCGCAUUGACGAUUCCUGUUUCUCGAAACUGUAUACUGGGGGGGGGGUGAGGAAAUGGCCAGAUUUGGUACUUAAUCGUGAUGGCACGUUUACGACAGAACGACUCCACCUCGAAAUAUACCACUUCUUGCCACCGUAUUUAUGGGAGGAUACCAAGGCACCGAGACGAGGAUCGGGAACAAGUAUGAGAACGGGGCCUAGGCGGCCGAAGCGCUUACAUUUUCAUAUAUGCUGUGUUCCUGUACCUAUUUAUACCCCCAUGACACGCUGCUCACGGGUAGCGUGUUAUUUUGCUUGUGAUAUAGUAGCAGCAUUGGUGCUGAGACGGAGAACAGUGCGUCUCAGGGCGUACAUUUUUGGAUGAACUCGUCUUAAUUUAUCUGUCACAUAUCAUUUGUAUAAUUUCACCGUUCGUGGUUGUCAACCUGGUGCUGACACGGUCAAGUUUCCCCUUUUCUCGUCAAACGGUCCGUUGGCCAUUGAGCUGACAAGGCAGGACCACGACAG